This is a messenger RNA of Elaeis guineensis (African oil palm), 1431 nucleotides long. The record is from RefSeq and is a predicted model, not a curated record. Lineage: Eukaryota; Viridiplantae; Streptophyta; Magnoliopsida; Arecales; Arecaceae.
AGAGAGGUGGUGCACCCAGGGAAAUUCACUCCUUGUGUUUGUGGUAGCAGCUAGAGAAGAUCAUUUCCAAGUGUGAGAGUAUGGAGGGCAAGCAACAGUUCCAAGUUCCAAGGGUCAAGAUUGGAAGACAAGGACUUGAGAUUUCCAAGAUGGGUUUUGGGUGCUCAGGGCUCUCUGGGAUAUUCAAUGAUCCCCUUCCCCAUGAACAAGGUGUCUCCCUCAUUGUAGAUGCCUUCAAUAAGGGGGUAACAUUCUUUGACACUUCUGAUGCUUAUGCCAAUGGAGACAAUGAAAUCCUUAUUGGAAAGGCUUUGAAGCACCUACCUCGAGAAAAAGUCCAGAUAGCAAGCAAGUUUGGCAUUGCUGGUUUUGAAAAUGGAAAGCUGCUGAUCAAAGGUGCACCAGAGUAUGCACGCAAGUGUUGUGAAGGAAGUCUCCAACGCCUUGGUGUUGAUUACAUUGAUUUGUACUUCCCACACCGCAUAGACACUACGGUUCCCAUAGAAGAAACUAUGGGUGAACUAAAGAAGUUAGUCAAUGAAGGGAAGAUCAAAUAUAUUGGUUUGUGCGAGGCCAGUCCGGAGACCAUAAGGCGUGCUCAUGCUGUUCAUCCCAUCACUGCAGUGCAAAUGGAGUGGUCUUUGUGGACUCGAGAUAUCGAGGAUGAAAUAAUCCCACUGUGCAAGGAACUGGGUAUUGGAGUAAUUGCAUACAGCCCGCUUGGUCAUGGCUUUUUUGCUGGGAGAGCAAAUACAGAGGGAUUGCCUGAAGGAAGCAUACUGGCCCUCAAUCCAAGAUUUAAUGGUGAGAAUGUAGACAAGAACAAGAUCAUAUACAUGCGUGUUGCGAAACUGGCCGCCCAGUAUGGGUGCACUCCUCCUCAACUAGCUCUUGCUUGGCUCCUCCAUCAGGGAGAAGAUGUGGUGCCUAUUCCAGGGACAACAAAAGUCAAGAAUCUGGAAGCCAAUAUUUUCUCUUUGAAAGUGAAGCUAUCCAAGGAAGACCUGAAACAAGUUUCAGCAGCAGUGCCGGUCGAGGAGGUUGGUGGUGAGAAGGAUAUUGAUCUGUUCACUAGCUGCUCAUGGAAGUUUGCUGAUACACCACUGCCUAGCCUCAAAAACCCACAAGCAAUAGCUGGCUAGAUUCUAGAAUCUUGCUGAAGAUGGAGUUGGCUUUGUUUCUCAGUCCCUCUUCCACCCUAGGGAAGCUAAAAUAAAGUUUUAUUAUGUUUAGUAUGUUGUUUAGUUUGGGUCGUGCCAUUGAUCAGCUUAUGCUGACAAUUUGUGCGAUCAGUGUCCAUGGUUUCUUUGAAUUAGUUGUAUCUGCUUAUCCUGAAUCAGUAGUCCCUCGUCAACUUCUGAAGUAGUUAAUAAAGUGUUUUAUUGAUCAUCAAUAUCUCUGGUAGUAAGAUGACCUGAACUUGAUGGAUCA